Molecule: messenger RNA, 1402 nt
Organism: Lampris incognitus (smalleye Pacific opah)
Lineage: Eukaryota; Metazoa; Chordata; Actinopteri; Lampriformes; Lampridae
Product: transmembrane protein 42-like
Exons: 3
Coding region: 84-554 (156 amino acids)
Source: RefSeq, a predicted model, not a curated record
GCAGACCAUGGGUUUAUUUAUUGACAAAUAGAAUGUUUUUCUGCAAUUGAACUGUUCUGCGACCGCUUUCCACUUGUUUGGAAAUGAUUUCACCGGCUUUUUACGCUUUAUUGGCAGGCUUUCUUGGUGCUGUUGCAUCUUCGUCCGCAAAACUCUCCCUUGGUGCAGAUUACCUCAAAGAAAUGUGUGAUACACAGAUACGGAAGUGGGUUGAUGGGAACCACUGGACUGGUCUUGAUGCAGAAGAAACCCCUUGUGACUGGCUCCACAUCCCCUUGCGACUGGUGUGUGGAGGCCUGCUGUUCACCUGUAAUACUCUGAUGUGGACUUUCUUCUCUAAGGCACUUCACUAUUCCCCUUCUUCAGCCAGAGCCACAGUCACCACCACUGCUUCUAACUUCAUCUCCUCUGCGAUCCUGGGAAAGAUGAUCUUUGGAGAGACUCAUGCAGCUCUGUGGUGGGUUGGUAUCUCUUUCACUCUCUCUGGGUUGCUUGUACUUCAUGGAUCGACCCCACAGAACCUCCCACAGGAAGAAGACAAGAAGGAUACGUGAUGUUGGCUUGGUCGGCUGACCAAAACAAUAUGACCUUUUCUUAGCUAUCCCUGAACCUCACCAGCCUGAGGCAAAACUUAUUGCAGGGUAUUUGAUUUCAUAUUUCCAAACACAAAGGUAGAAAUAACACUCAUAAACUUAAAAAGUCAACAGUAUAAUUUCAGACCAUAUUAUUACUAAGUCACAGUGCGCUGCAGUCACAAGCAAAAUCACCAUUCCCAGACACCAGUGGCUUAUAUAUGCUCCAUCACAUUGUUUUUACAUUGCUUUUGAUUUCUGACACACUCUUUGCCAUCCGAUUCAUUAGAAAGAGGAAUAUCAAAGGUUCAAAUGAAUCAUUGAAAUUAAAAUUACUAGCUAGCUUGUUCUAGUCAGAAAGGCACGAACUGAUGAAGCCUCUUGGAUGAGAGGCGAAACGUCUUCAUGGAUAUGUACCAAGUCCAGUUGCACUCGAUUCAAUUCCUUUGGAUAACCAUGACCUGGAUGAAUGAGAACACUCACAGACACAAUGUAAAAAAAAACAGAAAAUCUACACUGACCGAGAACUAGGUAACUUUUUUAUAAUGCAAACGUACCAGCAUACAAUUACACUCAAGUUUAGACAUAGAACACAUCUGAUUUCAUGAGACUCCGGUGAGAGCUUUGAAUGAUGUGUCAAAGGCAGCAGUGUGCCCCCUCAUGUUUUCCUGAUUGUGCCAUGGACAGACUCCUGAAUAUAUUGUUAUAGGACAUGACACCUACGACCAAAGCUGCAUAACAUUCAAGAUCUAGAAUAUCUUGACAAGGUUGUGUAAACAUGUUUCUCCUGUGAAAAUGUGUGUUGUACUGUAAAUAUCCAAUAAACUACA